GGCACCAAUACCCCUCGACCUCGUGAAUAAAAUAUGCUCAAAACCCAAAUGUUGACUUUGCGAUUUUGCGGUCUGAAAUAAUAUGGAUCCAUCAGAGAUGAAGAUAUUGCUCGUGGUGGGCACAGGCGGUUUUACUCAUGCAGCCCCAGUAUUGGAGCUUGGUCGAAUAUUGCAUGCUCGAGGAUACCAGAUAGAGUUUGCUACUCAUCAAGGUCAAGAGAAAUGGGUUGAGUCACCCUACUAUUCAUUUAUCAAGAAAGUCUAUACUAUGGGUCCCGAUAUGGACCCUGAAUUCGAGGACCGUCACUAUCUGCAAAUGCAACAAUCAGACAUCCGCAAAGACAUGAAGCGUUCCUUUGCUGGAAAAGUCACUGUGGAUUUGUUCUGGAAAGAUGAUUAUGCGCAUCUCAAGAAUCAAGUCAUCCCGGAAUGUCGUCCCAAUUUCAUCGUGGCAGACUUUUUUGCGGAUGCCGUCAAGGAUAUAAACAUCCAGCUCGGGAUCCCAUUCUGCCACGUUUGGCCUCAGAUGCCCUAUGGAUUCUGUCCUAGUCCAUUCAUCCCUGGAAUGCCUGGAUUCCAGAUUGAUGCCCUCACGAGCGAACAUGCCUCGCUCUGGACGCGAUUGCGCGCCGCAUUCCGACCAAUUAGGGCACUUCCUGCCCUCAUCGACUGGAUGUGGCUUAUGCGACAGAUGAGGCGAACGUCCGGAGUUUACUACACAUUACCCAUGUUCAAAAAGCCAGAUUAUUUGAUUCUGGUCAAUUCAUUUUGGGGCCUCGAGACACCCAAAGAUCUUCCGCCGCUCGUGGCCGCAGUGGGUCCAGUCUUGCCUGAGGAAUAUCCUCCCUUGGACGAAGAACUUUUUGAAUUUUACAAGACCCACCGUAGAGUCGUCUAUGUAGCGUUUGGCACGCACAUUCGAAUCCUGCCUGUUGAUCUCACCAAGUUUAUGAAAGCCCUUUCGGCGUCUUUACAGGCUGGUCAUAUUGACGGGGUUGUCUGGGCCGCUAAUGCCGCGCAGAUGAAGCUUUUUGACCGAGAUGAAGAUUUGGUCGUCAGCAAAACCAAUUCCAAGGUAGGCGAGCUUCUCGACGGAAAGCAUCCGUCGUGGAAAUUUGUGCCCUUUGCGCCUCAGCGCGCCGUCUUGGACCACCCUCACACUGUCCUCUUCGUCACCCACGGUGGCGGCUCUUCCGCGAAUGAAGCUUUGUAUCAUGGCACAGCAAUGCUCGUACUCGGAUUCUAUUUUGAUCAGAUUUUAAAUGCUCUCCGCCUUACCGAAGCAGAAGUGGCACUCGCUCUGGACAAGGCCGAUUUCAGUCUGAAUGAGUUACGGGCAAAGCUUACGCAACUCCUGCUUGACCAUGACGGUUCCGUGACACGUAAUGUGUUGCGCAUGCAGAAGAUUGCACAAGUAUCCUCCCGCAAGAAGGAAUAUGGCGCUGACCUCAUCGAGGAGACGCUGUGGGACCACCACUAUAGUCUUCGAGAAGAUGAUUCUUCUCGCAAGAUGAGAUCGCGGCCCAUGCACUUACAGACUGCCGAUAUGCGUAUGUCUUGGUGGAAAGCGAACAAUUGGGAUCUGACUUUUGUAGGUGUUUUAGGUGCUGCAGCUGUUGUGGGCUUGGGGGGUGCUGUCCGGACGCUGUCAGUCUCUGGAAAGCUUCACUCAAUAUGUUGACUCUAGUUGUGAAUAGAUGUACAUUAUUGUUUGUAUUUUAUACCAUUUAUUGUUCCAUGUACAUAAAUAUAAUACCCAGGAAAUAACUUAAACAAAUAAUUCUAAUGAGCUCAGAAUC
Molecule: messenger RNA, 1799 nt
Organism: Xylona heveae TC161
Lineage: Eukaryota; Fungi; Ascomycota; Xylonomycetes; Xylonales; Xylonaceae
Product: glycosyltransferase family 1 protein
Exons: 3
Coding region: 83-1681 (532 amino acids)
Molecular function (GO): UDP-glycosyltransferase activity
Source: RefSeq, a predicted model, not a curated record